This is a messenger RNA of Meloidogyne enterolobii, 617 nucleotides long. The record is from the annotation of a GenBank genome assembly. Lineage: Eukaryota; Metazoa; Nematoda; Chromadorea; Rhabditida; Meloidogynidae.
UUAAUAUUAAUAGAGUGUUUACUUAUACCAAAUUUUUUAUUCCCAAAAUAUCAUUACGAUCAUUUAAAUAAAAUAAAAUGCCUGAAGAAAGCCAUCAAAACAACAACAACAAUAGUGUUCUAAUAAAUUCAACACAACAAAACGGAAAUUUAAAAACAGAAAAAUAUCAAAAAUAUCCUGAAAGAAAUCUUUUUAACCAUAUUCCUUUAAAUUCUGCACUUUUAGAAAAUAUGAAUAGGGGUGCACUUUUUCAAGAAAUCAAGAAUCGUCAGGGAGAUUUUAUGCGAGCAUUUAAUGAAGGGGAUGCUAAAGGGGCUGCUGAAAUAUAUGAUCCAGAUGGUUAUUUUAUGCCUAAUGGACAUUCUCCAGUUAAAGGUCGUUCAGGGAUAGAGGCAUUCUUUCAAAAAGAUAUGGCUGAUGGUGUUAGUAGUGCACAGAUAAUAACAGAAGAAGUUAAUGGUUCUGGAGAUUGGGCUUUUGAAAGAGGAAGUUAUCAUUUAGAAUGUGGAAGAGGUACAGAAUCUGGUGCUUAUUUACAAGUUUGGAAGCGAAUUAAUGGUGUUUGGUUGGUUCAUAAUGAUUGUUUUAAUGUUGUUCAAUCUCCACGAAAGUCAUAA